Messenger RNA from Neopsephotus bourkii (Bourke's parrot), 609 nucleotides. It is a transcript of the gene PTRH2, whose product is annotated as peptidyl-tRNA hydrolase 2. Bases 17 to 532 code for a protein of 171 amino acids. Gene Ontology annotation, cellular component: mitochondrion; cytosol. Gene Ontology annotation, molecular function: peptidyl-tRNA hydrolase activity. The transcript has a single exon. Gene Ontology annotation, biological process: negative regulation of anoikis; positive regulation of anoikis. The record is from RefSeq and is a predicted model, not a curated record. NCBI's taxonomy places the organism in Eukaryota, Metazoa, Chordata, Aves, Psittaciformes, Psittacidae.
GUCUCCGAGUCCCGUCAUGGAUACCCUCUUCCAGUCCGGCUUCCUCAAUGUCAUUGCAGGAGUUGCCUGCGGUGUGUGCCUGGGAUGGGGCAUUCGGGGGAGGUUCCUCCGGCAGCCCUUGGUGGGAGCCAGCGCGGCCGCCAGCAACAGCCUGGGCUGCGAAGCCAUGGGCGAGUCCGGGGAGUUCAAGAUGGUGCUGAUUGUCCGCAACGAUUUGAAGAUGGGGAAGGGUAAAGUAGCAGCACAGUGUUCCCAUGCCGCUGUGUCUGCCUACAGGCAAGUGCAAAGAAGAAACCCUAAGCUCCUGAAGCAGUGGGAAUACUGCGGACAACCGAAAGUGGUCCUCAGAGCUCCAGAUAAGGAGACACUGAUCCAACUCCAGGCUGACGCAGAACACCUUGGACUGACUGUGAGCUUAAUCCAAGAUGCGGGUCGGACUCAGAUAGCUCCAGGCUCCCAGACUGUCCUUGGGAUUGGUCCGGGACCAGCUGAUGUGAUAGAUAAAGUUUCUGGUCACCUAAAACUCUUUUAAGCUGGGGAUCAAACAAGUCUGAAUGUAUUGCUAUGUAGUGGUAUGAAGGGCUAAAAUCCAGGUUUAUGGAAUUUUGC